AUGGGGACCAAGGGGCACCUGAAACCCGUGGCAAAGAAGGAGGUGACACACAGCGGGAUAGAGGCUACCUUAGAGCAGCACUUGGAGGACACAAUGAAGAAUCCAUCUAUUUUCGGAGUCCUGUGCACAGAUUCACAGGGACUCAAUCUAGGUUGCUGCAGAACCCUGUCAGAUGAGCAUGCUGGGGUGAUAUCUGUACUAGCCCAGCAAGCAGCUAAGCUAACCUCGGACCCCACUGAUAUUCUUGUGGUGUAUCUAGAAUCAAAUAAUGGGAAGAUUAUGAUCCAGAAACAUGACGGCAUCACAGUGGCAGUUCACAAAAUGGCCUCCUGA
This is a messenger RNA of Cervus elaphus (red deer), 333 nucleotides long. RefSeq names its product ragulator complex protein LAMTOR5-like. The record is from RefSeq and is a predicted model, not a curated record. Gene Ontology annotation, molecular function: guanyl-nucleotide exchange factor activity. Gene Ontology annotation, biological process: positive regulation of TORC1 signaling; cellular response to amino acid stimulus. NCBI's taxonomy places the organism in Eukaryota, Metazoa, Chordata, Mammalia, Artiodactyla, Cervidae. Bases 1 to 333 code for a protein of 110 amino acids. The transcript has a single exon. Gene Ontology annotation, cellular component: lysosome; cytoplasm; Ragulator complex.